AUAUACACCACCCACCACACUCACUCUCCAAAUUUAAUCUACAGUAGCAGUAGCAUUGCUGAUUUAGCGGUAGGUCCACCGCCGCCCCACUCCGGUCCCCGCCGAUUUUUACCGCUUUCACUUAUCGAAAGAGUUGUUGAAACGGAGCUCGGUUUUUAAUUUUCUUUUUACCUAAAAUGGAGCCUCAACAACAAGAAGAACAAGAACACGUACCGAAAAAGAGAGGCCGAAAACCGAAGCCUAAAGAAGACAAAGAUCAACACCACCCGCCGGAGAAGAGUUCCGGUGGCAAAAUGAAGGAAGGAAAAAAAUCACAGCAGCAGCAACAUUCUGUUGAUGAAAAAUACGGUCAGUGGAAAUCUUUAGUUCCUGUUCUGUACGACUGGCUCGCUAAUCAUAAUCUCGUUUGGCCGUCUCUCUCUUGCCGGUGGGGUCCGCAUCUCGAGCAAUUUACUUACAAGAAUCGGCAACGGCUCUACCUCUCCGAGCAGACUGAUGGUAGUGUACCGAAUACUUUGGUAAUUGCGAAUUGUGAAGUUGUGAAGACUAGAGUUGCUGCUGCAGAGCACAUUGCUCAGUUUAAUGAAGAAGCACGCUCUCCGUUUGUUAAGAAGUACAAGACCAUCAUACAUCCUGGAGAGGUGAAUAGGAUCAGGGAACUCCCUCAGAAUAGUAGGAUAGUGGCUACCCAUACUGACAGCCCUGAUGUUCUCAUAUGGGAUGUUGAAGCACAGCCUAAUCGCCAUGCUGUUCUCGGAGCUACAAAUUCUCGUCCAGAUUUGAUUUUAACAGGACACCAGGAUAAUGCAGAGUUUGCUCUUGCAAUGUGCCCAACUGAACCCUUUGUGCUUUCUGGAGGAAAAGACAAGUCAGUGGUUUUGUGGAGUAUCCAGGACCAUAUAACAGCAUCAGCCACUGAUCCAGCAACAGCUAAAGUCCAAGGAUCUGGUGGAUCAAUCAUUAAAAGAGCUGGGGAUGACAAAUCUUCUGAUAGCCCUUCAGUAGGGCCCCGGGGUAUUUAUCAGGGGCAUGAGGACACAGUUGAAGAUGUGGCAUUCUGCCCAUCCAGUGCGCAGGAGUUUUGCAGCGUUGGAGAUGAUUCUUGCCUUAUAUUAUGGGAUGCUCGCAGUGGCUCUAACCCAUCAAUCAAGGUUGAAAAAGCGCACAAUGCUGAUCUUCACUGUGUUGAUUGGAAUCCUCAUGAUGAUAACCUUAUCCUAACCGGAUCAGCAGAUAAUUCUAUUCGCAUGUUUGAUCGACGAAAUCUCACUUCUAAUGGGGUUGGGACUCCGGUCUAUAAAUUUGAAGGCCAUAAAGCUGCUGUUCUUUGUGUUCAGUGGUCCCCAGACAAGUCAUCUGUGUUUGGAAGUUCUGCAGAAGACGGUCUCUUAAACAUUUGGGAUUAUGAGAAGAUUGGUAAGAAGUCAGAGCGCCCAACUAAAGUCCCAAGUUCACCUCCGGGAUUGUUUUUCCAGCAUGCUGGGCACAGGGAUAAAGUUGUCGACUUCCAUUGGAACGCGUCUGAUCCUUGGACCAUUGUUAGCGUGUCAGAUGAUUGUGAUACCACUGGAGGAGGAGGAACAUUGCAGAUAUGGCGCAUGAGUGAUUUAAUAUAUAGGCCAGAAGAUGAGGUGUUGGAGGAGCUUGAGAAGUUCAAGUCGCAUGUUAUUGCAUGUGCUUCAAAGACUUAAGGAGGGAGGCAGAACCGAUUUACUACUUAUUCGUCUGCAUGGAUUCAUCUAUUUUGUUGUUUAUUAGUUGUGAGGUUGAUAGAAAUUGGUGGGCGAAUGUCAAAUGUAGGUAUUUUAACUAUGAGAGUUAGCUUUCGAUAAAUUGUCUCAGGCAAGCAUUAGAAUGUGUUUUCUGGGUGAAUUUUCAUGCUAAUUAGAAGAUAUUCUUCUUCUCAAGGUCGUCGCGUUAUUGUUGUGACCCUAUACAGAGAGUUGAUUCUUAGGCUAUUCAAACUAUUGUCUUAUUUUAUUUGGGUGAGCAAACUUUUGAUUCAUUUGUUUUUUA
Molecule: messenger RNA, 2016 nt
Organism: Mercurialis annua (annual mercury)
Lineage: Eukaryota; Viridiplantae; Streptophyta; Magnoliopsida; Malpighiales; Euphorbiaceae
Product: WD-40 repeat-containing protein MSI4-like
Exons: 15
Coding region: 177-1691 (504 amino acids)
Biological process (GO): regulation of gene expression
Cellular component (GO): nucleus
Molecular function (GO): histone binding
Source: RefSeq, a predicted model, not a curated record